This is a messenger RNA of Mytilus californianus (California mussel), 778 nucleotides long. RefSeq names its product DNA-directed RNA polymerase II subunit RPB7. Gene Ontology annotation, molecular function: translation initiation factor binding; single-stranded RNA binding; single-stranded DNA binding. NCBI's taxonomy places the organism in Eukaryota, Metazoa, Mollusca, Bivalvia, Mytilida, Mytilidae. The record is from RefSeq and is a predicted model, not a curated record. Bases 50 to 568 code for a protein of 172 amino acids. Gene Ontology annotation, biological process: positive regulation of translational initiation; positive regulation of nuclear-transcribed mRNA poly(A) tail shortening; transcription initiation at RNA polymerase II promoter. Gene Ontology annotation, cellular component: P-body; RNA polymerase II, core complex. The transcript is spliced from 8 exons.
CAGAAAACAGGGGAGAUAAUUUUACACAGAUUGUGAAAUUCAACAAACAAUGUUUUUUCAUGUUUCUCUGGAACAUGAGAUCCUACUUCAUCCACGAUAUUUUGGUCCUAAUUUAUUGAACAUAGUAAAACAGAAAUUGUUCACAGAAGUGGAAGGAACAUGUACAGGAAAGUAUGGCUUUGUAAUAGCAGUUACUACAAUAGACAACAUAGGAGCAGGCUUAAUACAACCCAGUAGAGGAUUUGUUGUUUAUCCUGUCAAAUAUAAAGCUAUUGUUUUCAGACCAUUCAAAGGAGAGGUUUUAGAUGCUGUAGUUACCCAAGUAAACAAGGUUGGUUUGUUCACAGAAAUAGGACCAUUGUCAUGCUUUAUAUCAAGACAUUCAAUUCCUGCCGACAUGGAGUUUGAUCCCAAUUCUAACCCUCCCUGUUAUAAAACCAAAGAUGAGGAUGUUGUUAUACAGCAAGAUGAUGAAAUCAGAGUGAAGAUUGUAGGAACAAGAGUGGAUGCUAAAGAUAUUUUUGCCAUUGGAACAUUAAUGGAUGACUACUUAGGUCUGUGUAGUUGAGGAUGUUUUUUAUGUUCAGAUGUGUAUUCGGAAUAGGCAGCUACCACAGUUGACAGAGGGAGAAAUCCUGAGAACUAUUCAAGUGUAUAAUGUAUAUAAUGUUAACCUUACUGAAGAACAAUUUUGUACGGUCAUUAUUAUUGUUUUAAAAAACAAUAGUAAUACACUUCGUCCAGUCAGGACAAAAAUAAAGCUUUUUAAACAGUCUUA